This is a messenger RNA of Aspergillus saccharolyticus JOP 1030-1, 7497 nucleotides long. Its product is annotated as p450-domain-containing protein. The record is from RefSeq and is a predicted model, not a curated record. The coding region runs from base 1 to 7497 and encodes 2498 amino acids. Lineage: Eukaryota; Fungi; Ascomycota; Eurotiomycetes; Eurotiales; Aspergillaceae. Gene Ontology annotation, molecular function: oxidoreductase activity, acting on paired donors, with incorporation or reduction of molecular oxygen; RNA binding; S-adenosylmethionine-dependent methyltransferase activity. The transcript is spliced from 11 exons. Gene Ontology annotation, biological process: protection from non-homologous end joining at telomere; mRNA processing; double-strand break repair via nonhomologous end joining.
AUGGCAGACGUGCAGUACUCUACGGGCUCAAGCUGCCCACCCCCAAGGCAGGUCCGGGGGACGCGACUCGAUACUAUACCAGAGGACUCGCGUGAGACACAAUAUUCGGAACAAAACGAGGGGCUUGCACUCAAUACUGCAAAAUCAGUAACAAUUCCCCGGUUGAAGCUGAAAACUAGCGGUCUCUCACUGGGAUUCAUGAGGCCUAAUAAAUUCUUCUCGCCGAUAUCUGCCGGCACAAUGUCAUCCUGCUCGGACACCGAGUGGCAGCAGCAGAUGAAGCCAUUUGAAGACCUCUACGAUGCCACAGAUGAGGAAUCGGUCACGAGUGACGACUGUACCUCAUUUGCCAGCACCCGACCGACAAGUUUGACGACUCCGACGACGCGAAAUUCCAUGCUGUCUCCAAUCUCUCGUAAACGCUAUCCAAGCUUGACAAUCCCGUCUUCAACAGCGUGGCCGUCAUUACAGGGUGCGUGUAAGAGCUCCCCGGUUCCCCCGACACCACCCUCCAAGAUACCAGUUUCCCCAGCAGCUCUGUCAUUGCUCGCGCGUUCUGUUCCUGCCGUUCAUGCCCCACCCUCUUUGGAUGGAAGUUUAUCCUCGGAUCAAAUAUCAAAUCUGAGCGCGCCGGCUACUCCAGACCUACAGUCACUCCCUGAUCAUGACUGGCCCGCGCCAGAUAUUCAUGUUCGGCAAGAUUUGGAGGAUGUAGAAGACGUCGGCAUCCCCGCGCUCGAUGCAGACCCGGAUGUACAAAGCAUCGAGAUUGCCUACGAUGGUGCGAGCGAGGACUUGGCCCAGGUUCUAGGAAGAUUUCCUCGCAUCCCGGGUCAAGUGACGCCGCCUGCCUUCGACGCGGAACCCAAUUUGGUCCGGGGAGAUACGCCAUCGGACACAGGAGUACAUCUCUCAGAAGAUGCUCUUGAGACUUUAAGACACUUGUCUCUGAACAGGGUUUCAGAUCCUUGGUCUGAAGCCUCUGACAGCAACGACGAGAUGUGGCAAGUCGAGACACCACCCCAACGCCCACGUAGCGCCGAAGGUGCAACUCCUGCGUCCGAACUCUCUGGCUAUAGCUUCAGCAGGCUAAGUAUUCCAUCUCCGGGUGGCUUCUUUGCUUCGUUGGCCCCGCGCGCCCGUCAUACCUGGGCAAUUCCGACUGGAAACAAGCCGCCCAAUUCCGCCACUGCUGAAAGGUUCUACAAGCUACCCUUUUCCCGCGCAGAGGGAGAGAUUGUCGAGCAUAUCAUCGAUUAUCCAGAAAGAUCCAUGGACGAGGAGCUGACAGCUUUGUACGAUCCAAGCGGACCACCAACUGCCAUAAGAAUCCCCGCGGAGAAUAUCGCUGAGCCUCUGGAGCCCUUGAAGAGCCCCGUGAGCACAGCUGUGGACAAGGUGGAUUACGCUCCAAUUCCCCCAGCAGUGUUAGAUCAAGUUGAGCGAGACGAGGACUAUGAGGCCGAGCUUAGGAAGAAGGCAAUGUCAGGACUGGAUAGGACCAGUGUUUGGUUGGCUGCUCAGGCUUCUUACCUAGCAGCAUUGAAUGAGACAAACCCCGCCAACACCAUUGACACGGAAAGUGCCAGCGAGGUUGAAGCUCCUCAGAAGACCAACCAGCAAACUCCAAGCACGCUUGUGCGCAAGAAGUCGGUCAAAUUCACUGGUGUUCUUCCAGCUGCCCCAAGCGCACAACCUUCUACUUCUGCAAGCAAAGAUUCAAUAUACUGGAGAGGGUUCCAAGCUCUGCGCGAUCAAUCGAGCAUCAGGGAUACUCAUGUACAUCAGCAUGCUCGCUUCGAUGCCAUACAAUCUGUUCGUGUCGGCUUGAGUAACUUGCACAUCGACUGCUUGGUGGGGAAGUACGAGUUGAUUCCGACACAACGUCCUGCAUACAAGGGGCCCUUCUCAAUGGCGCCUCGCAAUUCAACGCUCGACUCGGCUCGUGUGCAAAAGGCUCAGUUCUCCAUAGUUGAGAAAGAGCAGCUCGUGCUGGCGCAGAUUCGUCAGGCCAUGUGGGCGAUGGAUGCACUAAGGUUUCUCAAUGGCGGUCGCAUGCUUAUCAGCCCUGCCACGAAGAAGCUUCGUGGCUCUAACCGAUCGCCGAACUCAACGACAAAGGCAGGCCAAAGCAGUUUCCGCGUCUUGGAUCUUGGAGGGCACGCAUCCUGCGAGUGGGCAUGGCAAUUCGCUUAUGACUAUCCCGAUGCUAAAGUCACAACGGUUCUAAUCAAAGGUCAAGAGAUCAAUCUUGGCAUCAAAGGACCUUCCAAUGCCCGACAAGUCUUUGUUUCACAACCGUGGAAGCUCCCUUUUCCAGACAACAAGUUCGACGUAAUUUCAGCUCGAUCUCUCCCAGCUUUGCUGAGAAACGAAUAUCCAAUCGGCGAACUUGUCGACGAGUAUGAUCUGUGCCUGAAAGAAUGUCGUCGCUGUCUUAAGCCUGGUGGCUUUCUGGAAUUCUUCAUUCUAGAUGCUGAGAUCUCACGCGCAGGUCCUCAGGGAUCGGCUAUAUCAACAAGUUUCGCAGCCAAUCUCAAGGCCCAAGGCUAUGAUCCAAUGCCCACCAAAAGCUUCCUUGGGCGCUUGCAAAAAAACUUUACAGACAUCAAGCGUGCAUGGACGUUCCUACCCAUGGGAAUUGAGCCCACCAAAACCGAACCACCGAGGGAAACACCCGACCCGAGAGUCAAGAGCCUUGCGGGAGAUUGCGAAGCGAUACAAGGACCCGUUGGUAGUACUGCCGACAUCGCUAGCAUAACCGGGGUGCUAGGUGGAUGGCAUUGGGAGCAGUGGUAUGUCAAGCUGCAGCAGGAGAUUGGAGUCGAUCGGGAGAAUAUGCUUGCAAGAGUAGGCGCUGUGUUCGACGAGGGCCUGCUUUCCUCCUAUAUGAACUUGUUCUACUCAACCGCAAUCAUGCUCUUCUUCAGGUAUGUAACGCACCCUUCGCGACGGCGCCACCACCACCACCCCCACUCACCCCCUGCCGGUUCUUUAUUUCAAGAUGCAACCACUAAACUUGAGAACCCAUACCCUAGUUUCUUCAAAACCCUCACCAACCAGACCGUCACCAUCGAGUUGAAGAACGACAUCCGCAUCCGCGGCACCCUCAAGUCCGUCGACCAAUACCUGAACAUCAAGCUCGACAACGUUGACGUCCUCGACCUGGACAAAUACCCGCACCUGUCGUCCGUCAAGAACAUGUUUAUCCGUGGUAGUGUGAAAGCCGACGGCCCUCCCAAAGCCACCUCCACUCAGCCUCGGAUCACCCAGUUUGCCACCAAGACUGCACGACCGUCUGCCGGCAAUGGCGUCCGCAAAAACAGCAGCAGCAGCCAAAAAACACCGACUUUGCGCCGACAAGGGAGCUCCACCGCCAGCAAUGGCGCAGGAGAUCUGUUUCUGGAGGACAAGAAAAGGAAUGUGUCGGCUGGCUACGCAGCUCCGGAGCCGGAGCGGGCAGUACGAUCAAAAACGCCGGACGAUAUUUGGGAAGGUGAGCUGGAAGACACACCAGCGCCCGCCCUGGAUGCCGAACGCCUCAACGAGAAUGAGUUGGCCGUGUCCAAGAAACGCAAGCUAGAGGCACCGACCGCCGGCGAUGGUACCUCACCACAGGCGAAGUCGUCGUCUGGAUCCGACGCUGCACCAGCGGCUUUCGCGAAGAAAACUCGCCUUCUUAGUGGGCCUUUUAUCGAUGAAUCCGAUAGCGAGGAGGAGGAAGAUCUGGAGAGGUUUCGCGCCGCGGAAAAGGAAUCAGCUAUUGCUCCUGAUCACCCGAUCGGCGCCCCCGCUUUCGCCAGCUCCGCAGAGUCGCCCGUCGGUGCUGAGGAAGCAAGCCGAAAUGGUCAAAAACCGACGACGCCAGCUGUCGACACGUCACCAUCCUUGGUAAGAAAUGCUACGAAUUACACCGAACCUGAUGAAUAUACGAAUUUUGACGAUCUGGAAGACGAGUUCCGAGGGGAAGAGAAUUUCUUAGAUGCCUUUGAUGAUGACGAUGUUGACGAUGACCACGAUAAUCAAGAGAAGGAGGUAAUUAUCGGAUUGGGGGGCCUUACCGAUGGCUUCGAAGGCGAAGAAAACUCGUUUGGCUGCGAAGUGCCUGUUUGUCCGAUUUGCCAGACUAGCUUGACUGGUCUGAAUGAAGCUGACGUCUCGAUACACGUCAAUGAUUGCUUAGACGGCAAGCCUGGUAUGAUGCAAACCGAGCCUGAACCUAAAGUCAAGUCCGAGCCUACAAUAAAGUCCGAGCCUGAAGCCCAGUCCGAUCCUGAGAUCAAACCCGAUCCUGAACCUCCAUCAAAAGCACCAACUCGUAUGGAUCGAGCAGCAAUCGCCCGCCCAGCACAGCGUGAUCCAUACGCUCCCGGCCAUGCUGGGACUCGGUCGGCCUUCUCCAAGCUCAUGGCUGGUAAUGCGGAGGAUACUGCGUGGGCAGCAGCAGCGGCCAAUGAAGUGGCAUCCAGAGGCAAACAGGCGUACCAACGGACUUGCCCGUUCUACAAAAUUAUGCCCGGCUUCUCAAUAUGCGUGGAUGCGUUCCGUUACGGUGCCGUUGAAGGUUGCAAUGCUUACUUCUUGAGUCACUUUCAUAGUGAUCACUAUAUCGGCCUCACAGGCUCAUGGCGACAUGGUCCUAUAUACUGUAGCCUUGAUCGUAGAUGGUUAGUGCCACUCGACUUUGAGAAGAAAACCGAAAUCCCUGGCACGGGCGGAGCAUAUGUGACGAUCAUCGAGGCAAACCAUUGCCCCGGAAGUGCCAUCUUUCUGUUCGAAAAGACCAUGGGAUCUGGCCCAUCCCAACGAACGCAACGAGUGCUCCAUUGCGGCGACUUUCGCGCCUCUCCGCUCCAUGUGCAGCACGAACUCUUGCGCCCGGAUGUUGUCGAUCCCCUUACUGGUCAGCAUCGCCAGCAACGCAUAGAUGCUUGCUACCUGGACACCACGUAUCUGAGUCCCAAGUAUGCCUUUCCAAGCCAGGAAGACGUGAUACAGGCUUGUGCCCAACUGUGCGUGGAAUUGAAUGAGGGCCAGCAGAAAAGUAGCGGGCUCGCUUUCGGCUCAACAGGCAGUUCCUCUGGCAUUGGGGGCGGGUUGAUGAGCAAGUUCGUUUCCAAAGUCACAGGCUCUUCGGCGCAAGAGUCAGCAUCGACUUCAAGUGGUCGAUUGCUGGUGGUCAUAGGGACAUAUAGCAUUGGUAAGGAGCGCAUCUGCCUGGGAAUCGCGCGGGCUCUGAAGAGCAAGAUUUUUGCCACCCCGGCCAAACAGCGAAUUUGCGCGUGUCUCGAGGAUCCGGAGCUGUCAUCGCUGUUGACGGACGAUCCCCGCGCGGCUCAGGUGCAUAUGCAAACCCUGUUUGAGAUUCGAGCCGAGACGCUGGCCGAUUACUUGGACUCGUUGAAGCCGCAUUUCACGAAAGUGGUGGGGUUUCGACCGACCGGCUGGACGUACCGUCCACCCGCGGGGCGAAUGUUGGACAACCCCCCUGUGUCGACGGUGCUUCACUCGGCCCAUUGGCAGACUCCAUUUUCGGCACGCGACCUCGUGCCACAAAGAGGCAGCACGCGGGAAAGUGCCUGUUUUGGGGUGCCGUACAGCGAGCACAGCUCAUUCCGAGAAUUGACCAUGUUCUGUUGUGCUCUCCGGAUCGGACGGGUCAUCCCGACGGUGAAUGUGGGCAGUCAGAAGAGUCGUGAGCGCAUGAAGGCGUGGGUUGAACGGUGGGAGGCAGAGAAACGGAAGAGUGAGUCGAGUCGGGGAGGGAGAUCGGCUGGAGAGAAGCAGCUACUGCAGUCAAGACCCGGUGGUCAAUCCCGAUUCACCUCCCGGGCUGGAGGCAUAGCCUCGGGGAUUCCUCCUCUUAAAUACAGAGAUCUCCAACCAACCUUUUGCCAACACUACGAUCAACACUUCGCAUUUCUCUUCAUCCGUCGGCCUAUCAUGAUUGCCGACCUGCUUUCGCCGCAGGCCACGCCUUACCUCCUACUGGGGUUGGUGGCCCUCUAUUAUCUCCUGCCCUACGUUCAGCUCUGGCGUCUGCGUGAUAUUCCUUCUCCUGGUUUCGCCGCCUUCUCCAACUUCUGGCUCCUCCUCCAAACUCGUCGCGGCUCCCGUUUCCUCGUUGUCGAUGAAGCCCACAAACGCUAUGGUAAACUCGUUCGCAUCGCUCCCCGCCACGUCUCCAUCGCCGAUGACAACGCAAUCCAGGCGGUCUACGGUCACGGAAAUGGUUUCCUGAAGGCAGAUUUCUACGAUGCAUUCGUUUCCAUCCGUCGUGGUCUGUUCAACACUCGCGAUCGUGCGGAACACACCCGCAAGCGCAAGACGGUGUCGCACACUUUCAGUAUGAAGUCGAUCGGCCAGUUCGAGCAGUACAUCCAUGGCAACAUCGAGCUUUUCGUUCAGAAAUGGACGACCAUGGCUAACACGCAGCGCAACCCCCGCACCGGCUUCGCGAGUCUCGAUGCACUGAACUGGUUCAACUAUCUGGCUUUUGACAUCAUUGGAGAUCUUGCUUUUGGCGCUCCUUUUGGUAUGCUUGAGAAGGGCAAAGAUAUCGCGGAGAUGCGCAAGACCCCGGAUGCCCCUCCCUCGUAUGUCCAGGCUGUUGAGGUUCUCAACCGCCGUGGUGAAGUUUCCGCCACCCUUGGCUGUUACCCCGCGCUGAAGCCGUUUGCCAAGUAUAUUCCGGACCGCUUUUUCCGGGAUGGUAUGGAGGCUAUUGAGAACCUGGCUGGUAUUGCCGUCGCUCGGGUCAACGAGCGUCUGCGUCCCGAGGUUAUGGCCAACAAUACCCGUGUGGAUCUUCUCGCUCGUCUGAUGGAAGGAAAGGACCAGAAUGGUAACAAGCUUGGUCGUGAGGAAUUGACUGCCGAGGCUUUGACCCAGCUGAUUGCCGGUUCUGACACCACCUCUAACACCUCCUGCGCUAUCCUGUACUGGUGUAUGCGGACUCCUGGUGUGAUCGAGAAGCUUCACAAGGUCUUGGACGAGGCUAUUCCCAAGGAUAUUGAAGUGCCCACUUAUGCUAUGGUUAAGGAGAUUCCUUACCUCCAAUGGGUCAUCUGGGAAACCAUGCGGAUCCACAGCACCUCAGCCAUGGGUCUUCCCCGUGAGAUCCCCGCUGAAAACCCUCCUGUCACUAUCUCUGGCCACACCUUUUACCCGGGUGACGUCGUCUCUGUGCCCACCUACACCAUCCACCACUCCAAGGAGAUCUGGGGCCCUGACGCCGACGACUUUGUUCCUGAGCGCUGGGACCCUGCCCGUCUGACCAACCGCCAGAAGGCCGCCUUUAUUCCUUUCAGUACUGGUCCCCGUGCCUGCGUUGGUCGCAAUGUUGCUGAGAUGGAGUUGCUUGUCAUUUGCGGCACCGUGUUCCGGCUAUUCGAGUUCGAGAUGCAGCAGGAAGGCCCCAUGGAGAGUCGUGAGGGCUUUUUGCGCAAGCCGCUUGGGCUGCAGGUUGGCAUGAGGAGACGGCAGAUUGCCGCUUAG